This is a messenger RNA of Etheostoma spectabile (orangethroat darter), 1206 nucleotides long. It is a transcript of the gene urm1, whose product is annotated as ubiquitin related modifier 1. Lineage: Eukaryota; Metazoa; Chordata; Actinopteri; Perciformes; Percidae. The transcript is spliced from 5 exons. The record is from RefSeq and is a predicted model, not a curated record. The coding region runs from base 53 to 358 and encodes 101 amino acids. Gene Ontology annotation, cellular component: cytoplasm. Gene Ontology annotation, biological process: tRNA thio-modification.
UCUAAAAACGUCACUUCCGACUUCUCCUCUACUUCCUGCAUGUGCCGAUAAUAUGGCAGCGCCCGUUGCGAUUCACUUGGAAUUUGGUGGUGGAGCAGAGCUGCUUUUUAAUGGUGUAAAGGAACAUCAUGUGACCCUUCCAAGCCAAUCCGAACCUUGGGAUGUUAAACAGCUGCUGGUCUGGAUCCAACGGAACCUACUGAAGGAACGGCCCGAGCUCUUUGUCCAGGGAGACUCUGUGAGACCUGGGAUCCUGGUGCUUAUCAAUGAUGCAGACUGGGAGCUAAUGGGGGAGCUGGACUACCAACUACAAGACCAAGACAACAUUGUGUUUAUUUCUACUCUUCAUGGAGGAUAGCGAAUGAAUGAGAAUUACAAACACAUAUUCUUGACACCUCUGUAACAGCCUUUUCUUCACAUCAACUGCACUCACUCUGAACUUACCCCUGCAAACCCCCGCGCCCACUUCCCAACAACACGCCACCCCAUUGGACGCGGUGGGUGUGUUGUACUGCACCGACCGUGAUUGAUGUUGGUCCGCAGGAAUGAGUGGACAUUCAGAGAUGUGGAAUUCUAUAGACGUUUGCGUAGCAUUUAUUUUUACAAUCAGACUGGACAGGUGUAAAGGGAAGCUUCAUAGUAAGCUGUGGUUGUACUGGCCAGCUCAGGUGCGAGUCUAAAUACCUUCAGUUGGUGUGUAAACCUUCAUCUCCCUUCAUCCUCUCUCCAGACCAAAUGGCAUCAUCCUAGGACUUAGGGCCUACCACCUACAGUCCAUGAGAGCAGUAUAGAAACGUUUAACAGUCUGUUCAUAACACACUGUAAUGUGUUGUAAGUAUUUAUAAGGACAUUUUAGGUGUUUAUUAACGUGGUUGUCAACUAAUAUAACUUCCCCUAUAAAGACAUAUUUGAUCUGUUUUACUACAUUGCCAUCUGUUUACACACCAGCAACCACUUCUAGGGGAUUCACAUGUGGAGUUACAGUUCUUAAAAAUAAUUAUUAAACAAAAAUGGCCUUACAUCUGCUUUCAAUUGCAUUACAGUGCUUUAUACAAUGUUAUUGCUAGUUAGGGGGAUUAAGUGUUUCCAGAGAAAAGUUUUUUUUUUGUGAAUGACAUUUUUUUUUUCAACACGUUUAAUUAUUCUUAUUGCUUCAUAUGUUUUUCCUCACAAAUGGCAAAAGGAUUAAAAUCUUUUUUAAAGAAA